Coregonus clupeaformis (lake whitefish) is the source of this 1356-nucleotide messenger RNA. RefSeq names its product C-reactive protein-like. Bases 99 to 794 code for a protein of 231 amino acids. The transcript has 3 exons. The record is from RefSeq and is a predicted model, not a curated record. Lineage: Eukaryota; Metazoa; Chordata; Actinopteri; Salmoniformes; Salmonidae.
AUAACUUUUACAGUAGAAGAGAAAGAUGCAGAAGAGAGCUAGAAUAAAACUGGUGUCCUGAACAUUUGCUUCAUCAAGGUAAAAAAAAAAAAGAAGAUAUGGAAAGUGUACUAAAGUGGAUGGAGAAGCUGUUGUUUCUGCUGGCUCUGAUCUAUGGCUGUUAUGGUGAAUAUCAAGAUCUCUCAGGGAAAAAGUUCAUCAUCCCAGAUGAGGCAAGCAACUCAUUUGUAAAACUCUCUGCCAACGUCUCAAAGCCUGUUAUUGCUAUGACCAUGUGUCAGAGGUUCUUCACUGAGAUACACCGAGACCAGUCCCUUUUUUCUCUAGCAACCCCCUCUGAUUCCAAAGAUAUCAAUCUGUGUUUCCAAUCAACUGGUGGGUAUAAACUGAAUAUCAGAGGAGAUUCUGUUACUAUCAAAGGGUUGCCGGAAAAUAGAAAUGCAUGGAUCUCUUUUUGUGGCACAUGGGACUCUAAAACUGGUCUCACCCAGAUGUGGGCGAAUGGGAGACGAAGUACAUCAAAGAUUCUUAAGCCAAAUGGCCCUAUAAAUGGAAAACCAAUGAUAAUCUUAGGUCAAAACCAAGGCAGUUAUAGUGGAGGUUUUGUAGCAUCACAAUCCUUUGUGGGGGAUGUUACCGAUGUCCACUUCUGGGACAGUGUCAUCUCUCCCUGCCAAAUCAAAUUGUAUAUGCUGGGGAAAAACUUUACUCCAGGAAAUAUUCUCAACUGGAAAGCAUUGGAGUUCACUACUGGGGGAAAGGUGUUCAAGGAAAUAAGUGACUUUAACUGUUAGCAAACCAAGAGCAAUAAUUUUUGCCCAGGUAUUGAUAAUGUGUUACAUAUUAUGAUGAGAGUAAUCAUAAUACAUUUUCGGUUCAUGAAAGCUUUCACUCUAAAAGCUCUAUUACGAAUCAAUAUCCCAUCUUUUUAUGUUCCUGAGUAUUCAAUGAAUAUGUUUGAUGCCAGAAAGAAAAUAAAAGAAGCUCUGAAAAGAAUAGUGCAAUAAAGUUUCAAUAACUUCUCAUAAAUAUUUGUAUUUUCAUUUAGCGUUUGUUUGCAGAUGACCUCUGAGUAGUGCAAAGUGUUAUUUUCAGAGGAGAAUGAAACCGAAAAAGCAGGAUGUCUUUAUUGAUAUUUUUCCAGUGUGUGUGUGUGUGUGUGUGCACAGGUCGUUGUGUAAAUAGAGAUGAAUGACUUUGCUGGCCAAUUGCAACCACCAGGCAGAACCACAUGCAGCUCUGUAUUAGCGCUGGAUUCCUUAAAACGCUUCUCACGGGAAAUUGCAUCCACCUGCGUGUUGAAACAAACUUGCAUGUAACUAAAAACCCACAAGAAUAAACCAGCAGAUCAGUUGA